This is a messenger RNA of Aspergillus aculeatus ATCC 16872, 1149 nucleotides long. Its product is annotated as ankyrin repeat-containing protein ANK1. Gene Ontology annotation, molecular function: protein binding. The record is from RefSeq and is a predicted model, not a curated record. The transcript has 3 exons. Lineage: Eukaryota; Fungi; Ascomycota; Eurotiomycetes; Eurotiales; Aspergillaceae. Bases 324 to 839 code for a protein of 171 amino acids.
AUCGAAACACAACUUUAGCUUUUACAAACCGAUCCGGAAUUGUAAGUGAGGCUUGCUGCGAUCUAUUCCUGUCCCUCAUGGCCCGGCCUCACUUGUGCAAGCCUAUAUAUAGACUUGCUCCCCACAUGCCUCGUGCUAAUCUUGUAUUGAUUCUCUAGUUGCUCCCGACACCGCCUCCUGACUACUUCGCGGCUUCUCCGGCGGCAUUAAUACACAAGAACUCCCCAGGGCAGCAACUCUCCUGAAUCUUGACGGCUUAUUUGGAGUUUGAUUGCGCUUCCUCGUCUCUCCCCGACGCUCAGUACCCCGCACACGAAAUCAUAAUGGCUGACGAGGGCGCUUCCCCGCGUGAGCUGGUUGUGGAGGCCUGUCGGCGCGACCAGCCUCACCUGAUAGAACAGGUGCUUGAAGGCAUGACGGACAAGUCAAACGAAGAGGUGGCCGAGUUCUUCAACGGGGUGACGGAUUCCAUGGGCAACCAUGCUCUACACAUCUGCGCCUCAUACGGAAGCUAUGACACCAUGGACACUCUCUUCGACAUUCAGUACUUCGAAUGUGACCCCCUGACCCGCCUCGACAAAGAUACCCCGCUGCACGUCGCAGUCCGCUAUGCCAACGAGAAGGAUGCCGAGUUAGGGCUGGAGAUGGUCAGGAUGAUGUGCGACGCCGGUUGCGACCCGCGGGUCCGGAAUAAGCACGGCCAGAAGCCCACGGAGCUCGUCUACAAUAACCCCGAGAUCAAGUCGGUCCUGCAGCAAGCUGAGUACGUGAUGGCCGAGGGACUCCGGGAGGAUGCGGAUAGUGGUUCCGUGCACGACAGUGCCAGCGACAGCGAGUAAAUAUGUAAUAGCGAAACACACCACCCUGUAUAGCGAUUUUCUUAAUUCAUAUAGAUGUAUGCAAGCGAUGUUCACCUUUUCAGUUUGGGAAUGUUUGUCUGUGUUUUCGGAAUUGCAUAAAUUGUGUAACUACGUGGCUGAAUGCAGGGUCGACACUGUGUGACGUGCAGACAGGGAUGCCGCUGCAGUUUCGUGGUUUGCAUGGAGUGUAGAAAUGCAAGUGAGACCGCAUCUUGCAGAAACUUCAUCCCGCCUUCCGAGUCGGAUAUACGUAGUAGCAGGAAGCACCUUUAGAGCUUAAACAUAUGGC